AUGACUUCCAAAGUGGACGCUCGACUUUUGAAGUCGACAAAAUUCCCCCCAGAAUUUAACCAAAAGGUCGACAUGCAAAAGGUUAACCUGCAGGUCAUGAAAAAGUGGAUCGCGAACAAAAUCUCCGAUAUCCUAGGCAAUGAAGAUGACGUUGUCAUUGAGCUCUGCUUCAAUCUCAUCGAAGGCACACGCUACCCGGAUAUCAAGUCUCUCCAGAUUCAACUUACGGGAUUUCUGGACAAAGAUACAGGGACGUUCUGCAAAUCCCUAUGGGCCUUGCUCCUAAGUGCCCAAACUAGCUCUCAGGGCGUACCCAAGGAACUUCUCGAGGCGAAAAAGCUGGAACUUAUGCAGGAAAAGAGGGACGCUGACAGGGCCGCCGAUGACGCUCGCAGACGCCGCGAUGAUUUCGACCGCCGGGAUCGCGCAAUUUCAGACCUGAAGGAACGAGACCGACGGGACAGGGCAAACAACCGCGCUGAUACUUGGCAGGGUCGACGUGGAAGCCAAAACCUUGACAAUAGGAACAGGCGAACCGACAACCAUAAUCGUGGGUCGCGAGAUCAGGACGUGGACGAGACCAAGAACGUCGCCGGCAUCGACCGCGAUCACAUUCGCCAGAUACAAGCUCGCGAUCCAGGUCACGCGGUCGGAGCGCAUCUAUCAGCGCCGCCAGCGGCAGGUCCAACUCUCCACGCCGGAGAGCCUCAUCGGCAAGGCGCUCCGCAGGCCGGAAGCGAUCCCGAUCGCCAAGAGGAGACGCGUAUCGUCCAAGGCAUGGUCGACGCCGAUCCAGCUCGGCGCUUCAAUCUCGCUCUAUCACGUCGGACCGCACUUCACCGGCUCGAAAAAGGCGGAGAGGCCAAACGGAGUCACGAAGCAGAUCGUCACCACGUCGGAGGCGCAGAUCCUCGUCGUACGAUUCAAGCAAUCGGUCUCGGUCUCGCAGCCGGGAUAGAAGUUCCCCAGCAAGACAGCGGCACAGACGACGGCGCGGCACAGACGACGAAGACUCGGACAACUAUCAAAGAGAUGAGCGCAAAGGUCGUGGCAGAGACAGUUGCCAAAAUGAGCGGGACACGGUCCAAAGGCGGAAUAGUUCCUCCGCUUCCUCAAUCUCUCUAA
Molecule: messenger RNA, 1125 nt
Organism: Metarhizium album ARSEF 1941
Lineage: Eukaryota; Fungi; Ascomycota; Sordariomycetes; Hypocreales; Clavicipitaceae
Product: Splicing factor PWI
Exons: 5
Coding region: 1-1125 (374 amino acids)
Biological process (GO): mRNA processing; regulation of mRNA splicing, via spliceosome
Cellular component (GO): spliceosomal complex
Molecular function (GO): RNA binding
Source: RefSeq, a predicted model, not a curated record